UUUGAGGCAACGAGCGCUUUGCAGUUGUGUGAUUGCGUGUCAGUGUCACGCAUCGGUUGUAUACGGUUUACGGAUGUCGCGCGACGGUGGCUAAUCAGCUAACACUGAUGCUAAUAAGAUCAGAGAUUUAUAAAAUGUAAACUUUCACAGAUAUCUAACCUCUGAGAAAACCACUGAAAAUUUCACCGUCGUUCAACUCAGCCUACAGUUUUAACCAAAGUUUGCCAGCCAUGAAGUAAAGGUGGAUCGCACUACCCGGACACACCAAAUGUACAUGGAUGCUGGAGCAGCAUUUGUAUUUAAAGCGAUAUGGAAAAUGGAAAUGCAGAAGUGGCCUCAACCGAGACCAACCCUCACCAGCCAGACAUGCAACCCAGCAAAGAUCCAGACACCAAUACUCUGAAAUCCGGAGGACAGGAUAGAUCACUGUUCACAGAGAAAAUCCCUAAUGGCCAUGUCAAAUCUGAGCUCUUGCCAAACGGAGAGGCCAUGGUGGAGGGUCGGGAAGCUGACAGAGACAACACCCCACCUCUGGCAACUCCUUCCCCGGGCACCCGUCUUUCUGACUCCUCCCUGAACGCCGAGCUGGAUCCAGGUGUGCCCCGUUCCCCUGUCAACCUAGAGAAGUCUGAGGGUGCUCUUGCUGAGGGCUCUGUUCACAAGGGUGAUGCAUUGCAAUCGCUCAGACUAAGUAUUCCUAUGCAGGAGACUGAAUUGUCAUCUAAGGACCCAUCUAUGGAAAUGGAAAAUGAAGAGAAGAUCCGUCAGGAGGCGCGUCGGCGUCUGGAGGAUCAGCUUAAACAAUACAGAGUACAACGGCACAAAGACAGAACUCAUCGCUCCACACCUAAGAGCCGGCUAUUCAGCACUCUGGACCCGGAGCUCAUGCUCCAUCCCGAGGCUCUACCACGGGCCAAUACUGUCGCCAUGACGACAGAAUACUCCUUCAUGCGCACCAGCGUUCCUCGUGGUCCCAAACUGGGAAGCCUGGGAAUCCCUCAACCUAAGGAAAAGAAAUCCAAAUCAUCCCGCUCCAGCAAGAUUCACUCUCUUGCCGAUUAUAAAUCUCCUGAAUCUCAAAACGUAGAGACGUCCAGAGGUGCGGACACGUCGUUCGGUUCACUGCAUUCCACCAUCAGCUCCGUCUCGACGGUUUCCGAAAUUAGCGUCAGCUCAGAUUCGAACUUGCAACUGGAAUCAUCUCAGCAAAUUCGAGACAACGUCUCUGAGGUGGAUGGUAGCGAAUCGGGUUUCAGGGUUGAUGGUAACGAAAGCGAUAGCUCGUCCUACAGUAGUGUGUCUACUACAGGGACUUACAAUGUUUUAGCUGCAAUAGCAAAUAGGCCAAGAGCUCCAUACAACGUAGAAGGGAGAGAGAUCGCUGCAGAAGCAAUGGGCCACUUCCCAUCGCUACAGGAGGUCCUGCAGGCAGCCACUGAAGAGCGACACAUGGAGACACUGGAACAGGAAAGAGCAGACAGUGUGGAGCCACGAAGCCGCAGAGACAGCUUCUCCAGCAGCGUUUCGUAUGGAAGCUCUGUGAUGGGGACGCAUGAUGAGAUGUUACAAGUGUUGAAAGAGAAAAUGAGGUUAGAGGGACAGCUAGAGUCUCUUUCAUCCGAGGCCAAUCAGGCUUUGAAAGAAAAGACAGAGCUCCAGGCCCAGCUGGCCACAGUGACCGCACAGCUACAUGCCCAGGCUGAGGAGACUCAAGCCAGCCACGAGAAGCAGAGCGUUCUGACCUCUGAGGUCACCACGUUGCGCUCCAACUGCUCGACACUGGAGAAGGCCAUGGUGGAGCUUCAGGCCAGUCUGGAGGGGAAGAACGCUAGCUUGGCCUCGCUGGGAAAUGACCUACAGGUGGCUGAGGAGCAGUACCAGAGACUGAUGCGUAAAGUGGAGGAGAUGCAGCAGAGUCUGAAUACGAAGGACAACGCAGUUUCUCAGUUGCGGGGGCAAAUGGGAGGCCUGCAGACGCAGCUUCAGCGGGUCCAGAACGAGAGGAACGCUCUGCAGAGCAGACUAAAGACCUCGCAGGCGGAGGUGGACUCUUUACAGCAGCUCCGCCUCUGGUACCAGCAACAGCUCUCUAUGGCUCAGGAGGCACGUGUGCGAUUGCAGGGAGAAAUGGCCAACAUGCAGGCAGGUCAAAUGACUCAGAUCGGCGUGUUGGAAAAUCUUAAGAUGGAGAACGUUACACUGGCUCACCAGCUCACGGAGACAAAACAUCGCUCUAUCAAAGAAAAAGAACGAAUUGCAGUACAGCUACAGAGCAUAGAGGUGGAUAUGUUAACACAGGAAUCGGCCAUACAUCAGAUUCAGGAAGCAAAGUCGAUGGUGGAGGAAGAUCUUCAACACAAACUUGAGGAGUUUGAGGAGGAACGAGAGCAUCUGCUCAAACUGGCCAACACGGCCACAACACUGGAGCGAGAGUUAGAGCAGGUAAAACUCACUCUCUCCCAAAAAGACGCCCAGCUGGAGUCUUUCCAGCGUGAGCACCUUGAGCUGAUGAAGCAGCUCACCGCUACUCAGGAGAACCUCCAAACCAAAGAGCAGGCCCUCAAUCAGCUGGAGGCACGUUACCUGGAGCUCCAGGCCCAUCUGGAGGAGCUGCAGACAGACGCCACGGCUAAAGAGGAAACACUGCAGUUUCUCCAAAAUGAGAAAAUCGUCCUAGAGGUGGCUCUGCAGGCUGCCCGUGCUGACAAGAGCGUGCUGGAUGAAGGAGCGGAGAAGCUUGGAGAAGACGUUUUGGUGGCCUCGGAUACACUCGAUCGACUCAGACAAGAAGUGCAGGUUAAAGCAACGCAGAUUGAUUCUCUUCAACAAGAGAACGGCACCCUAAAAAAACAAGCACAGAAACUGAAAGAGCAGUUCAUGCAGCAAAAGGUGAUGGUUGAAGCAUACAGGAGAGAUGCAAGCUCCAAAGAGCAGUUGAUCUCUGAGCUAAAGUCAUCUAAGAAGCGUCUGGUAGCCGAAGUGAAGGAUCUAAAACAGGAACUUUUAAAAAUGGAUGGAGAGAAGAAGAGUGCGGAGCAGGAACAGGCUCGCUUGCAGAAGGAAGUGGAGCGAGUCCAGCAGCAAAUGAACGGCCUGGAAGUUCAUCUACAGUCUGUACAAACAGAAAGAGACCAACUUGACUUGCAGCUGCAGUCUUUUCAGUUUGACCAGAACCAGCUGGCUGCGGUGACGGAGGAGAAUGAAAAUCUGAGAAAGAGGAUAGAACAAAUGCAAGAUGAAGCCAGGAAGGCCAUCUCUGAGCAGAAGGUGAGGAUGAAGCGUUUGGGCACGGAUUUGACCAGCGCACAAAAGGACAUGAAGGCCAAGCAUAAGGCCUAUGAGAAUGCAGUCGGCAUUUUGAGCCGUAGGCUGCAGGAAGCACUCACGGCUAAAGAGACGGCAGAGGCUGAACUCGAGAAACUCAAAGCUCAGGUUUCAGAAGGAGGAAAUAGUCUGGAACUUCAGGCCAAGGUGGAGACCCUGCAGGGAGAGCUGAAGGCUGUGAGCCAGAGUAAAUCCAUGCUGGAGAAAGAGCUUCAAGAGGUCAUCAACCUCACCAGCAAUGAGCUGGAGGAAUAUCAGGAAAAGGUGAUGGAAUUGGAAGAUGAGCUUCAAGAGUCCCGGAAUUUUAAAAAGAGAAUUCGUCGCCUGGAGGAUGCUAAUAAGAAGCUGGCGCUUGAGCUAGAGCAUGAGAAGGGGAAACUUUCUGGACUUGGGAAAUCCCAUAGUGCAUUGCGGGAACAUGCCAAUAUUUUAGAGGCUGCACUUGCCAAGAGAGAAGCAGAUCUGGUCCAGCUUAACCUGCAGGUUCAGGCAGUAUUAAAGCGUAAAGAAGACGAGGACCAGCAGAUGAGACAGCUGGUGCAGACGCUGCAGGGUGCCCUAGAAAAGGAGAAAAUAAAAGUCAAGGAUCUCACAGAGCAGGUGGCAGAGGCUAAGCUGGAGGCAGCCCAUAACCGCAGACACUACAGGGCAGCUAUGCUGGAAUUGAGCGAGAUUAAGAAAGAGCUACAGACCAAAGAGGAACUUGUGGAAGCACUGCAGAAAGAGGCUAAGACGCUGGCAUCUCAAGAUGAGAAGCAUUCGGAGGAGGUUGCACGUUUCCACGAGGAGUUAGCCGAUGCUCGCGGACAACUCCAGAUCCUUCAAAAGCAACUCGACGAUGAGCUCAGUAAACAGCCGCUCACCAGUCAAGAGGUGGAAGAUCUCAAGUGGGAAGUGGAGCAGAGACAGCGAGACAUCGAGACCCAGAAACAGCAAAUGGAGAUGGUGGAACAGUGCCAGCAGAGAGAGAUGGACGCCCUUCAAGAAACACUUCAGAGAAUAAAGGUGGAGCUGGAGAUUGUACAGGAAGAACUGAAUGGCUCACGGAAGGAUAAGUUCAUGCUGCAGGCUAAAGUUGUGGAGUUGAGGAAUAGCAUGAAGACUGUUCUUCAGCAAAACAACCAGCUCAAACUGGACCUCAAAAACAGCAGGCUUAGGAAGCGACUGGAACUAAAGGGGGAGUCGACCCCAGUGACGCCAGUAAAAAUCCCAGACUGUCCUGUUCCGGCUUCGCUAUUAGAUGAGCUACUAAAGCCCUCGACAUCCAUCAAUAAAGAACCCCUCAAUAACCUCCACAACUGUCUGAAACAGCUAAAGCUUGAGAUGGACAGCCUUCAGAAGCAGAUGGAGGAGCACACGGUCACAGUGACGUCAUUGACCAACGCAGAGGAAGAGCUUCAAAAAUUAGGACUCCAAGACAAUAGUAGCAACAAGUCAUCUAAUAAAGAGGAAAACAAUGACGCCAAGCGAGAGAUGCAGCCCUCAUAAUCCCAAAAAAUCUUUUAGAGACACUAGCCGGGAGAGUUUAGUUUUAUGUUCAUGGGCACUUUCUAAAAAAUGAGUUUAACUUAUCAACUGCCAAUAUUUGGCUUUCCCAACUGUUUGGGUGGAAAAUAGUUGUUUUUUUGCACCACGGUUUUAUUCUUUCGGGGUAAUUUUGGUGUUUGUAUGUUUUGUCACUAUUUAUUGUCAGAUUAAUUGAGCUGCUCUUUGUUUAUCUCUCAGUUUCACAGUCCCGCCGUUUUGAUUUUAAAUCGUUUCCUUUCUCAUCUCGCGUGAGGUGCGGAAACGGAUCCGUGAGGGCUACUGCUAGGCUGCUAAGUUCCGCAGGAGUGAAAUAAGUCUGCAAAUCAGAUGACAUCCAGGGCACCAGACUUCCAGUGUUAUAGUAACUAGCGACCUGAUUGGUCGGCACGUAUCUGUCUGGUGGAGAUUCUCACUUCCUGCGUUAAGAAUUUAGCAGCUGAAAUGUUCUUCCAUUCCUCUGUGCCUGUGAAUGCGCUUAUCUCCCAUUCAGUCACUGUACAGAUUCCUGUUUGAGCUGAUCAUGUUCUGCAAUAUGAUGCAUUUUUAUCAGCAAAAUAAUAAGAGGUCCUUUAUCAAUUAAACAUUGCAAGCACAUAUCAGCUUUCCCUUAUUCAGAAUGAUAUUAGUGGCAAAACAGAUCCUGGAUCAGCACUCGGAUCCAGAUUUGAGGAAUUUUAAUAGCAAUGCUAUUCAACUGUAGUCCUGUGGGGGCGCUGUCCAACCCUUAUCAAUCGUAUUGCAAACCUAAAGACUUUAAAUCAUGUUUUUAAUGGGUUUGGAAGCACACUUGCCCUGUAGUAGUACUGAAAAAAGUAUAUAGCGAUGCUGACAACGUCCUGUCUUUAAGCACUAAACUGUUUCGCUUCACCCACAGGCAUCUGUGGGAUGUUUGUCUCAUUUUGAGCAUUAUGGGACCUUCAUGGUUGUGAUUCCAAUACUAUAAUUCACACCAUGGCCUCUUUUUAGUCCCGUUAUGCCCACAGCUUCAAACUCAGGACAUGAAGCCCCAAGAACGUGUAGAUAGUGUGGAAGUGUAAGAUUGGGAGAAAGCAGUGGCCCUUUUGUACAGGGUAAUAACUCGCAUCACAUCACAGUACAUCAGGUGGUCAUCUAAUAUCAACAGACGUCUGAGAGAGUCUCUGGUUCGCAAAUGUGAGAUCCUAGAUGUACACAGUCAGAAAAAAUUGUCAAGAUAUGUACCCCACGUAUCUCUGGGGCAGUACUCUUUCAAAAAGUAAAGCUUUGGACCGAAAAGGUUCAUAUUUGGUACCUCAAAUGUGCAUAUUGGUACCAUAUGUAUACAUAUCUCUACCUAAUUGUUACCUUUUAAAAAGGGUACUGGGCCAGUGAAAGCUGGGGUAUAUAUUUUGACCCUUUUUUUAACAGUGUACUGGUCUUGAUGCUGUAAUAAAACAACAGCUGUUAGUGUGACGAAACUAGUUUUUUAGGGCUGCGCCUUAAAAUUGAAACUGAAUCUUUUUGCUUAAACAAAUUGAUAAAUAUUUCUGUUAAAAGAUUUUGAGUGAAUGUGCUCUUGAAAGUGCUGUCGAGUGUGUGUUACGUAUAUAUUUAUAAUAUAUAUGGCAGGUAUUGACUUACAUUGCACAACUGCUAUAAGAAAGCAAACUGACGUUCAGGUAUAGACCGGUGUAAAAUUGUUACUGUUUGAUGCCCUUUUUUUGCCCGUGUUGAUACUAUGUUCACUAAUUUAAAAACGUUUUCACUUCCAGAAUUCUUAUAUAUAUGGAUGGUUUGCCAUUACAGCCUUAAAUAUUGGAGAUGUAUGCGCGUGUAUAUUUAGAAAAAUGUAUUAUAAUUGGGUAAUAUUUUUGUCUUUCCCCUGACAUCUGUUUAUGACAUAAUCUGUCUGUUGUUUGUCCAUGUGGAGCGGAACUUAACCGUCAUUGGCUUGAACUGUUUACGUUUUGAGAUAUGUAAUAAUGUUUAAACUGCUUUAAAUGACUAAGGCAUAAUGGGAAAUCAAGCUUUGUAUGCUAACAUGUACAUUUAUCAUAAUUCGUACAUAUUCAACAAAACGGAAAGAAACUGUUUUUAAUGAAUUGAAAAUAUACUGUGUGUAAUAACUGUACUGUCCGUUAAAAGCACGAGUUUCUCUUCACGUUUCAAAGCAAACCAUUCAACUCUUAAUUAUUUGCUUGCUCAAGAUUUUUAUGGAAUUUGCCAUAUUGAUAAUUCAGUGUAAAAUAUAAAUCAUUCUGUAAGUCGA
Messenger RNA from Paramisgurnus dabryanus, 7078 nucleotides. RefSeq names its product golgin A3 (gene golga3). NCBI's taxonomy places the organism in Eukaryota, Metazoa, Chordata, Actinopteri, Cypriniformes, Cobitidae. The record is from RefSeq and is a predicted model, not a curated record.